AUCGCCCAGCAUUGUAGGCAGGGUGGAGUGGAAUGCGCUGUUCAUUAGUUUAUAGGUCUAUGGUUACAAUAGUCCGUACUCUGUACUCUGUAGCACCGCACGGCUACACGCCGCGUAUCGUUGCCAUUGAUAGGUUGCGCUCUUGCGCCAUCGUAGUCAUCAGUGCCUCAGUGGUCGUUCCGUUCCACAACUCGUUCCCCGUUGUUCGCCUAUCACGGUAUCACAAUAAUACAAUAUUAUAUUAAUUUAAUAAAAUAGAUAAUAAUAAUACAACGUCUAUUCGUCUCAAACAACAUUUUUUUUUCAAUAACGUUCUUGAUUCUUAUUUCUUCCUACCCACGGUAAUUAAUCAAAUAACUGAUGCACGCGUAUCUCCUCCCCAACUGUUGAAGAGGUGCAGGUACGAUCACGACUGUUUCUCGCCGUCGUCGUGGAUUUGGGGCGUCAUCUACGACGUGCCGUUUGACUUUUUCGCUAGAGAAGCUUAGUUCGUAUAGGGUGUACAUUUAAACAAAUCACUCAAACUAGGUAGUUCGAUGAUAAUUGUUUAUACUCCGAUCCGUUGUCACACGGCGUCUUAGUGUUCAGCCAACAUUCCCUGAUUCCCCACACUAGUUGACGUUCAAAGCAUCGAUAUGGAAUUGUUGAGGUAACAAUUUUCUUCUCGGUAAACCAUCGCCAUGUCCUCUGUAUCCGUCAUGGACACACUGUCCUUCACAGUUUUAUCCGUGAUAUUCAUCCCGUUUCUCCUUUUCUUUCUCAGCAUCGUUCUGUUGGCGUAUGUCGGAAAGACGCUAGGAUUACAACAGAUCUAUGUGGAUUUCUUAGUUAAAGUAUUUGAGUAUGGACGAGAAAAUCUAGAAAAACAGUCGAAAAAACAAACAAAAAAAGUCGAAGAAACUGAUAGUGAAGAAACUGAUGAUGUUGAUGAACUAGAUUUGGUGACUGAAAUUGACACGGAUACAUUAAAUGAGUCUUCAACACAUUUAGAGCCAAUAAGCUCAAAUGGAUCUAUCUCUCGUAGUAACUCGACUCAUAGUCUAUCUAAUGGAAAUGUUGAUAAAAAAAUACAGAAUGGAGCUCCACCUUUAAUAAGCAGACAAGAUUUAAUACUAGUUCCAGAUCCAGAUCAAAAUUACAAUGGCAACAAUAAUGUUAAAACUGAAGGAGGUAAACAAAUAUUACAAAGAACUCGUUCAUUUAAUACUUUAAAACGAGAAUUUGAACUUGCCGAUGUGCUUGAUUAUGUGAAAACUGGUGUUGAAGCAAUUAUAGAGGAUCAAGUUACUUCACGAUUUGAAGCAGAAGAACUUAAGUCAUGGAAUUUGUUGACAAGGACAAAUAGACAUUAUGAGUUUAUCAAUUGGAAAAUAACAGUCAUUUGGAUUAUUGGAUUUAUUGUAAGAUAUACAUUUUUGUUGCCAUUACGUGUGUUGAUUUGUUUCUUUGGCGUCAUGUGGCUGUGGAUUUGUACAUUAAUUGUUGGUUUUGUGCCUGAUAGUAUGGGUAAACGUUGGCUGAAUCAAAAUACAUCUAUUAUGUGUUUUCAAGUUUUAGCUGCUUCACUAUCUUCAGUCAUCACCUAUCAUAAUCGCGAGAACCUACCAAAGCGAGGCAUUUGUGUUGCCAAUCAUACAUCUCCAGUUGACGUACUAGUGUUGGCAUGCGAUAACCCUUAUGCUCUGAUUGGCCAGCGACACGGAGGGUUUUUAGGAAUCCUUCAAAGAGCAUUAGCCAGAGCUUCUCCUCAUUUAUGGUUUGAACGAUCUGAAGCUAAAGAUAGAGAAAUUGUUGCAAUGAGACUACGAGAACAUGUAUCAAAUCCAAUUAAUCCACCAAUAUUAGUAUUUCCUGAAGGAACGUGCAUCAACAACACAUCUGUUAUGCAGUUCAAAAAAGGAAGUUUUGAAGUUGGCAGUGUUAUAUACCCUGUAGCUAUUAAGUAUGAUCCAAGGUUUGGAGAUGCAUUUUGGAAUAGUAGUAAAUACUCAAUGAUUCAACAUCUUUAUUUAAUGAUGACAUCUUGGGCAAUUGUUUGUGAUGUGUGGUAUUUGCCUCCAAUGUACCAAAAUGAAAAUGAAUCAGGUGCCGAUUUUGCAAAUCGAGUAAAACGAGUAAUUGCUGAUCAAGGUGGUCUUGUUGACCUAGUAUGGGAUGGUCAACUUAAACGUAACAAACCGAAAACAGAAUGGAAAGAAAGACAACAGGAAGAAUUCAGUAAACGAUUAAAAGUCGAAUAGCAAAAUUUUAUAUUAUUUUUUAAAAUUACAUAUUGGUUAUAUAACAACGCAUAAUGGGAUUGCUUAAAUACGUCAUGACAAAAAUGGAAUGACUCAAUCCAUCAGAACAAAAACUAGUCGUACAUUAAAUCACCAUUUUAUUUUUUUGUUUAAUAUUUAUUUUAGGUUUAAAUAAUAAAGUAGAUAUUAAAUGAACUAUAAAUUAUUCAAUUAUAAAAACAUUUUGUGAACCAUAAUAUUGAUUUUGGUGGCAGUCGUUGAACUGGAUUUCCGUCUGUGAUUUAAGUAAGCCUUUGAAUAAGAAUUUUUAAUUACUGAAAAUGUUCAACAUUUGGAUGUUACUAAUG
This is a messenger RNA of Acyrthosiphon pisum (pea aphid), 2587 nucleotides long. It is a transcript of the gene Gpat4, whose product is annotated as Glycerol-3-phosphate acyltransferase 4. NCBI's taxonomy places the organism in Eukaryota, Metazoa, Arthropoda, Insecta, Hemiptera, Aphididae. The transcript is spliced from 9 exons. The record is from RefSeq and is a predicted model, not a curated record. Gene Ontology annotation, cellular component: endoplasmic reticulum. Bases 681 to 2240 code for a protein of 519 amino acids. Gene Ontology annotation, molecular function: glycerol-3-phosphate O-acyltransferase activity. Gene Ontology annotation, biological process: triglyceride biosynthetic process.